AUCCCUUCUUCAUCAAUGGCGUUGAGCUACUACUCCAACUGGACCUCUUUUCAGCAGCCAGACUACUCCGGCGAUGAUCCAGAGCUCCAAUCUCUGUUGAACCCGGACGACUAUUUCGCCGACUCUCUUCUCUGCGACGAUCUCACUUAUCAUGCUAAUGGACUUCCCUUGGAAUUGGAUAAUCUCACAACUGCAACCCAACCCCCACCCUUUCUUUUGCCGCACCAACAACCCUUGUUCCACUUCCCCAAACGCCACAAGCUCUACGAUUACUCGCUGCCGGAAUUUGUCUUGCCGCCGCCGUUGCCUCAGUUCCCUGCCGCGGAUUUCAGCUGUGAGAGCGCCAAGAACGAAACGAGCUUAUCCGCGCAGAGCAUCGCAGCCAGGCAGAGGCGGCGGAAGAUCACAGUGAAGACGCAGGAACUCGGGAAGCUGGUUCCCGGCGGGCAGAGGAUGAACACGGCGGAGAUGCUGCAAUCCGCCUACAACUACAUCAAGUUCUUGCAGGCGCAAGUUUCUCUCCUUGAAUUCCUUGGUUCGCAUCAUCAGGGUGAAGAAGAGCUCCAGAAUCUUCUAGAAUCUCCUUUGAUUCAAGAAAAGCUAUACUCCACUCAACAUUGCUUGCUUCCAAUCCACAUUUGCUGGAAAAGGAUCAUUGAAGGACGAAAUUAACUCACGCCCGCUGCCUAGCUAGUUCUAAUUGUUUUAGUUUAGGCUAAUCUUGAUUGUUUUAGUUUAGGCUGAUCUUGACUUCUAUGUUGUUUAGUUCCAUUUAAGGCAAACUCUUCAUGCCUUGUGUUUUUUAGUUACUUGCUUGUAUUCUAGGAUAUAUGUUAGGUUAAAUAGGCUCUUUACUUGAGGAAAAAAAUGUUGUAUUUUUUUCUUAGUGUAAGUAUCCUGAUCCUAACAUUACAUUAUUCAUAUACAAUGAGUAUGCA
Messenger RNA from Salvia miltiorrhiza (redroot sage), 938 nucleotides. RefSeq names its product transcription factor bHLH53-like. Lineage: Eukaryota; Viridiplantae; Streptophyta; Magnoliopsida; Lamiales; Lamiaceae. The transcript has 2 exons. Gene Ontology annotation, molecular function: DNA-binding transcription factor activity; protein dimerization activity. The record is from RefSeq and is a predicted model, not a curated record. Gene Ontology annotation, biological process: regulation of DNA-templated transcription. The coding region runs from base 16 to 672 and encodes 218 amino acids.